AUGGCGCUGGGCAUGCGUAGUGUGCACGACCUGAUGCCCGAUGUGGUAUUUAUGGGCAGCUGUGCCGAUGGUGGUGGAUACUAUCACUACUCGUACGCUGAGGUCUAUGGCUACAACCGUUUCGUACUCCUCGGCUUCUACAGCUUCAAAAGAAGACAAGUCGAAACCCACGUCGGGUCGGAUGUGUAG
Molecule: messenger RNA, 189 nt
Organism: Phytophthora infestans T30-4
Lineage: Eukaryota; Oomycota; Peronosporomycetes; Peronosporales; Peronosporaceae
Exons: 2
Coding region: 1-189 (62 amino acids)
Source: RefSeq, a predicted model, not a curated record